This is a messenger RNA of Acanthopagrus latus (yellowfin seabream), 7221 nucleotides long. It is a transcript of the gene ntrk2b, whose product is annotated as neurotrophic tyrosine kinase, receptor, type 2b. The record is from RefSeq and is a predicted model, not a curated record. The coding region runs from base 574 to 2955 and encodes 793 amino acids. Gene Ontology annotation, molecular function: brain-derived neurotrophic factor binding; ATP binding; brain-derived neurotrophic factor receptor activity. Gene Ontology annotation, biological process: regulation of phosphatidylinositol 3-kinase/protein kinase B signal transduction; protein phosphorylation; multicellular organism development. The transcript has 18 exons. Lineage: Eukaryota; Metazoa; Chordata; Actinopteri; Spariformes; Sparidae. Gene Ontology annotation, cellular component: plasma membrane; signaling receptor complex; axon.
UCCCCCCCACCACCACCACCACCAUCACCACCACACAUAUGAGAAAUCGCUCGUUGGGGGCCCUGCCUAUUGAUCUAUAAACAUCUGGAACACCUCAUAUUUGUUUUACAAGGCAGAGGCGAACAGUCUGUGCCCGAGAUAGAGGAGUGAGACAGCAGCACCACCAGCACCAGCAGCAGCAGCAGCGGCGGCGGCGGCGGCGGCAGCACCAGGACGGACCACUUGACACCUUGCUUCACGACAUCGAUAUGCAGUAGUGUGAUACCAGCUCUGCGGAGACAGGAAGGCCAGUCCAUGGCAUCUUGAUAUUAAAACCGUGGGCUCUGCGCAUUCCUCACCGACGGCGUAGUCUCUCUCCUUUUUUUUUUUUUUUUUUUUUUUUGAUCUUCUUCUUCUUUUUUUUUUUUUUUUUUUUAUCCUUUCCCGCGGAGUCGGAAAAAGGAUUAACUUGGCCAGAUAGAGGCGGCGAGGGAGGAAAACAAUCUUAACAUUAAUUCAAUUUGAGCAGAUUCUUGUUUUUUGAGGGGGGGGGAUUCGUAGGGGGGUGGGGGGGAAGAUAUCAUUGGACCUGCGAUGGACUCCAGCGCGGGGGAAUAUGGCAUGGCUCGUCUUGGAUUGUUUUUGGUUUUGAUGGGGCUGUGGAGAUUCAGCGAUGCUUGCCCCGCAUCCUGCUCUUGCAGCAUCUCAAGGAUUGUUUGUAUUGAUUCCGUGCCGGGGAUCGAGGAUUUCCCUGUCCUCACGUUAGAUGACAUGGAAAACAUCACCGAGAUAUACAUUGCAAAUCAAAACAGACUGUUUGACAUCAAUGACAACAGUCUGAGGCACUACAUAAACCUCAGAAACCUAACAGUGACGAGAACGAGACUGACGUCUAUAUCAUCGGAUGCAUUUUACAACAACACGAGACUUGAAUACGUAAAUCUCAGAGACAACAACCUGUCGACGCUGUCAUGGAGAACAUUCCAGAACUUCAACUCGUCGUUCCCGCUCCUUCUGUCCGGAAAUCCUCUGGAUUGUGUUUGUGAGAACUUGUGGAUCAAGCUGAGGCUCCUAGAAGACCCCGACAGUCCAGACCUGAAAUGCCUGGAUGACAGAGAACAGCCGAGGUCGUUCGCCACGCUCACUCCACCCGACUGCGUGGUUCCCAACGUAGAGGUCACCCCAAGAACCGUGACACGGAUGCAGGGGAGCAGUGUGGAGGCUGAGUGCAGCGCCUCGGGCUCCCCUCCUCCUGAGAUCCUGUGGAACCUCGAUAUGCUCUCUACCCACAACGAGAUUUAUUCCUCAGAUAUGAAGAGCACCCUCACCUUGUCGGACCUGUCUCCUUAUGAUAACGGCAGGCUGAUCGUAUGCAGCGCCGAGAACAUGGUCGGUCAGACGGAGGCCACGCUCCAGCUCAACAUUCUCUUUGCCCCCACCAUCCAGCAGCUGCUGGGGCCGGAGCGCGACCACCACUGGUGCAUCCCCUUCAGCGUGACAGGGAACCCCAAGCCCAGGCUGCAGUGGUACCACGAGAACAAGCUUCUCCUCGAGCAGGACUACAUCCGCACCAUGAUCCACCUGUCCACCGAGAGCGAGUACCACGGCUGCCUGCAGCUGGUCAACCCCACGCACAUCCACAACGGCAUGUACAAGCUGGUGGCGAAGAAUGAGUACGGCCGCGACGAGAAGACGGUCUACGCCCAGUUCAUCGACCCGCCUUACGACCACACAGAUGACCCCCUCUACUACUACACGACAGAACCACCGCUCCCUCCUUUGGAUGACAGCGUUGCAGUGUACGUAGUUGUUGGAAUCGCGGGAGUUGCCCUGACCGGCUGCGUUCUGAUGGUCAUCAUUCUGAAAUAUGGAAGAAACUCCAAAUUUGGUAUUAAAGGCUCCUCCUCAGUCAUCAGUAAUGACGAUGACUCUGCCAGCCCUCUUCAUCACGUCUCCAAUGGCAACAACACCCCGUCGUCCUCGGAGAUGGGUCCAGACGCAGUGAUCAUUGGGAUGACAAAGAUUCCUGUCAUUGAGAACCCACAGUACUUCCGUAACUCCAGCAGCAUGCUGAAAGCUGACACGUUCGUCCAGCACAUCAAGAGACACAACAUCGUCCUGAAGCGGGAGCUGGGAGAGGGAGCCUUCGGGAAGGUGUUUCUUGCUGAGUGCUACAACCUGACACCGGACCAGGAGAAGCUCCACGUGGCAGUCAAGACUCUGAAAGAGGCCAACGAGAGCGGCCGGGCGGACUUCUACAGAGAGGCCGAGCUUCUCACCAACCUGCAGCACGAGCACAUCGUCACCUUCUACGGAGUGUGCGUGGAGAGCGACCCCCUCAUCAUGGUGUUUGAGUACAUGAAACACGGUGACCUAAACAAGUUCCUCAGGUCCCACGGCCCUGAUGCAGUGCUGAUGGCAGACGGUCAACACAGUAUCCUGGUGGAGCUCACCCAAUCCCAGAUGCUGCACAUUGCCCAGCAGAUUGCCGCUGGCAUGGUCUACCUGGCCUCCCAGCACUUCGUCCACAGAGACCUGGCAACCAGGAACUGCCUGGUAGGAGAAAACCUGCUGGUCAAGAUAGGAGACUUUGGCAUGUCAAGAGACGUUUACAGCACAGACUACUACAGAGUGGGCGGUCACACGAUGCUGCCGAUCCGCUGGAUGCCCCCGGAGAGCAUCAUGUACCGGCGGUUCACCACAGAGAGUGACGUGUGGAGCCUCGGCGUGGUGCUGUGGGAGAUCUUCACGUACGGCAAGCAGCCCUGGUACCAGCUCUCCAACAACGAGGUGAUUGAGUGCAUCACGCAGGGCCGCGUGCUGCAGCGGCCCCGCACCUGUCCUAAAGAGGUGUACGACCUGAUGCUGGGCUGCUGGCAGAGGGAGCCCUACAUGAGGCUGAACAUCAAGGAGAUCCAUGGCAUGCUCCAGAGCCUCGCCAAGGCCUCGCCCGUGUACCUGGACAUACUGGGCUGACGCGGCCGGUCCUCUUGUAUGUACUUUGACGAGCGUGUGUGCGUGUGAGCGUGUGGGUAUGUGGAGAGUGUGUGUUUGUGUGUGUGUGUGUGUGUGUGUGUGUGUGUGUGUGUGUGUGUGUGUGUGUGUGUGUGUCUGUCUGCACAUGGCGAGAUGGAGGGAAGAGGAGGGGGGAAACGAAGGGCCGUGCGACUUGCGUGAGCGCCCGUGUCGGUGUACAGUACCUGGCUGUAAAUGUCACUGUAAAUGCUAUCGUCCGCGUCCUCAUCCCAUCGAGAAAAAGCCUUAAAUUUUGAGUGAUUUUUCCUUUUAAUGCCUUUUUUUUUUUUUUUUGCAUUUCUUUGUUUCGUUCCCUAUCCAUCUCGCAGACGUUAAAACCGAGGCAUGUUUCACAAACGAAAACCAAAAUGCAUCCAGGAAUUAUGUGACUUUAACCAAACCAUUGACACUCCUGUAUGUUAAAGGCGUAAAAAAAAAAGAAAAAAAAGAAAAGAAAUGAUAAAGAAAUGAAAACCAGAUCAUCAGAAACGUUGAUUACUGGGUUUUUUCUGUCGUCACCGCGUUGAAUAAUCACUCACCGCUGAGGAACGAACAAAGGGAAAAUAACGUGUCUCUCCAUAAUGGACAGUGUGUGGACACAACUUUGUAGAUAGAGCUUUGUCUUCUUUGUCACACAGAGCAACACAUCCUGCAGGAGGAGUCAAAUCACUCUCCUGAAGCUUUUUUUUUUUCUUUUACACGUCACACGUUAAUAUUUGUGUUUCUAAAUCUCCUUUCUGUUUUCACACCAAGCGGCUGAUUUGUUUGGUUUUUUUGAGUCGUCUAUACGGAAAAAAACUUUAAACCUACAUGUAUGAUAUCAUCGAUCCGGUCUCGACAAUCUGCAUUAUAGAUAAAAGGACUUUAACGCUUUCAGAUGAAGUGCAGCGCGUACGUCAAAGUUACAUUUCUUUGCAGAUGAUACACCAUUCUCCUCUGUUAACGCCUUUGGAAAUCGGAGGUGCAGUGAGGUCGUCAGCAGCGCACCCGUGCCGCUGUUGCGCUGGAGUGUCAUGUUGUUGGGGUUUUUUUUUUCAUUUUUUGUGACGCUGACAAUCAACCUAUUCAGUGGUUUAGGUAUGAGGACGUGUCGGGGGGGCUUUCGCUUAACAUUUCAUAACCGUGAUAUUUGGAUGCGUCUGUUUUUCCCCCCCAAAACUUAAUUGAAGUGAUUGGUGUAUCAUCUGCACGCUGAAUUGGACUUUGGUGCUUUGGUUUGAGAGACUAAAGUCGUGUUGUUUGUACUCAAAUUGGAGUAUUAUACACAUAUGUUUAAAAAAAAAAAAAAAUCAGUAUGAAACCCAGAUAGAUUCUUGUUAAUGCCUGUGUCUGUCAUAUAUAACCUACUCUAGUCCACUGAAGGACUCCCCGAUGUAAAAUCAGUGUUGAGGUUGUACAAACUCAAGGGCAAACAGCUUUUGUUGAGGUUUUUUAAUUAUUAUUUUCAUGUCCUCAUUUGUCAUUUCUUAUGUAAAUAUCCGUUACAAAAGGUCAUUUUUAUGAACAGAGUGGUGUUUUUAAAUGUCGUUGGAGUGCUCUCCUCAUCUCAUAGCCUUUUUCAUUUGAUGUAUCUAAAGCACAGAGAAGGAGGACUCGGCAGUGUUGAGCUGUGCCUAUCCCUCCCCUUAAAAAAAAAAAAAAAAAAAAAAAAAAAGAAGUGAGCACAGUUUCUUGUUUUGUUUUUGUUUUGUUUUUUUGGUUUUGUUUCAUUCACCAGCAAUGCCAUUUAGCAAAUCGUUGUUGUUCGGUGGCCCAUAUCUGUUAAGUGAUGUGGUUUUGUAUGCAUCUCCAGAAGCAGGUUUUUCAAAAUGUCGUGAUGAGAUUGUGUUUAUGGUUUGACGAGAGGAGCUGAACCUCGGGGGUCUUCUCUCUCUCUCUCUCUCUCUCUCUCUCUCUCUCUCUCUCUCUCUCUCUCUCUCUCGGGGGUCGGCGGUUCAUUUCGAUGCAGUUUACUGUGCACUAAUGUAGGUUGAAUACCUCGAGGACUUUCUUUGUUUUAGAGCACUUUGGUUUUUUUACGCAUUGAAGUUGCUACUUGUUUACUUGUCAUUUGCUGACAUUAUGAGAGCGUACUUUAAAGAUCUGAUCUUUAACGCAACAUAAUAGGCUAAGAGACGGCAAUAAAAAGGGUUAAUUAAGAGUCUGAUUGGCCUUAAAGUGUCCCCGGGGUGCUUUCAGCCCUCUGAGCUGACCCACAGCUCCUCACUUUGGGCAUCGCUGAAGCACAUUUGUACAGGCUGAAGGCCUUUAAGGGGAAUUUGGUUAUAUUUUUAACCUGAGCCCUAUAUUUGAAUGUAUUGGGGUGUAAAUGCUACCAAAGGUUUUGGAAUCGCUUCAGCAGUACCUCAGCUGACAACACGGAUCCAGCGGCUGCACUGGAAUCCCUUCGACCGUCAAAGUGACAUCAGCUAAAAGCGUUGCUGUUCUACGUGUCUGACAAUAUUACAGAAACGAUUCCGACAGACGUAGACCUUUAAUGUCCUUUUGUAACAAGAAACAUGAGUCCCACUCUGAAAUCUCACGAGAGGUGAGUUGCUGCAGGAAGAAGAUGGUGGAAACAGGAGUCAGGGUUGGAGAGAGGAGACUAGUUGGGGUUCAGAAGUCAUGGCUGAAUAUUGAACUGAUUUUUGACAAUCACCUCACAAGAUUUCUGAGCGUGACCUCUCCUUGAACGAGACUGUGUUCCUGGUUAACAAAAAGGACCUUUGUAAGGCGACCAGUGAGGCGGUUAGCCAACUGGCUAGCUAGCUGCCCUCGCAGGCACAUCGUGAAACUUCUCAUUCUGUAAAAAUGUUAGAGCGUAUUUUCCAUUUUUUUCAUAAAACAGCCCACUUUUGAAAUCUACAGUUUCUCACUCGCGUAAAAUAUUUUCAAAGAUAAAGUUAGUGAUGAAAUAUAAAACUGUAAUUAAAAAAACUCCAGUGUGGCACUUAGAAGAGAAGAGAACUGAUAGCUCGCUGUAUACGCCCAAAAUGUUGCUAACGUUUUAUACAUCCGGAAAUUUCUCUCACACAUAGAAUUCACAUACAGUGCAGCUGAAAACACUCCUCAAACUCAAUCUCACAUCACCGUUACUAUGAAUAGCGAUUUGAAACACACUCUUGUUCUUUGACAAAAGGUCUAAUACUGUAGGAACUGUUUCCGUCACAUUGUCAGACACUUAGAAUAACAACCUCAGCCUGUCAGCGGCAGAGACAAGCACUGUUAGUGAGUUUGACAGUCGCAGUUGCACCAAAGGAUUACAUUGCGGCGUUUGCAGCCGUGUCACAGCUGCAUUACUCCAAAACUUUUGAUAAGUAUAAAUCAUUAACACACCAAAACAUGUAAACACAGAACCUUGGUUUAAAAAAUAACUGGAAUACCCCUUUAAUGCAUCCUUGAGGUUUAUUUUCCAAAUUCUCCCUGGUGGUGUUGUUUCCUGAGAUAGAAAAAAAACCCCAAAAAGGCUAAAAUAUUAAAGUAAGUCUUGUGGUCCGAGCAUCUAGUACGAACUUCUGUAUUGCUCUCAAGCUUCAUAAUGAGUGUCAUGUAUUUCCAUAUGGAGGCAUAAAGCAAGCGCGCCUCUUUGCUGAGACAAUAAGUUAAGUGCACUUUGUAGCGUAACUUAACCCCGUCCCCCCCCCUAAAUGCACAACCUGAGCGGCUGGGCUCAGCACUCUCCGCCUUGACCUCAGCUGCACUUGAUAACAAAACAAAAAGAACACAUCGCCCGUGCUACGCCGGCCAUGAACGGAGCAAACUCUGACACACUGUCCUGGAUUUAAAAAAAGAAAAAAAAAAGAAAGAAAAAAGUCCUUCUAUGUUUUUAUUACAGCGUUUGUCAGUUCUGUAUGAUAGUCACGAGUCUGCCUGUACAUAUCCCGCUGUCCAUUCUGUACAGUUCUGAUAUUUGUCUAUAAUAAUAGUAGGCUAUGUUUAAUAGUAUAAUCUGUUUUAAAGCAGGUAUCAUGUCCAAACUGUGUGACAUCUAUUGAAGACAACGUGUUAUGGGCCACUGGCAAUACAUACUAAGUGUAAAUACAAUUUUAUUUGUGCUACAUAGUAUAAUUUCUUUGUGCUCGUUCAUAAUACCAGUGAGAAUACAAUCCUUUUUUUUUCUUCUUCUUUUUUUUGGGGCAACUUUUUUGAUCUGCAGAGGACUUGAUUUGAACAACGUUGUUUUUUUGUUUUGUUUUGGGGUUUUUUUCUCUGAAGACAAAAAAAAAAAAAGAAAAAAAGAAAAAAGAU